Molecule: messenger RNA, 3345 nt
Organism: Vespa mandarinia (Asian giant hornet)
Lineage: Eukaryota; Metazoa; Arthropoda; Insecta; Hymenoptera; Vespidae
Product: general transcription factor 3C polypeptide 3
Biological process (GO): transcription by RNA polymerase III
Cellular component (GO): transcription factor TFIIIC complex
Molecular function (GO): protein binding
Source: RefSeq, a predicted model, not a curated record
GAAUUUAUAAGGUAGUUUUUAAUUCCUAUAUAUUCCAAUUUCAAUUAUUAAUUGUACCUUUUGAUAAUCAUUUAAUUUUACAAUUUUGUAAAUAAAAAAUAAAUGUUGUAAUAAUAAGAAAGCCAGAUAUAAAAUUAAUUUUGAAAUAUGGAGCAAUUUACAGAGGAUAAUAAUAAAACAAAUCUGGAUGUUGAAAUAAAUUCUGAGGCUAAAGCGGAAAAAGACAAAGAAGAUAUAAUGAUUCUCGAUCAUGAUACCAAUGUUAUACCAAUAAUCAUAGAAGAAUUAGAUGAAAAUGCUAUUAAUUCCAUGGACGUAGAUAUGACUGAGUUUGUAGAAGCUAAAGCUUUAGAAGUACAAGAUGUAUCUGAAACAAUAAUUCCAUCUUAUACAUAUUCUGAGCAAAGUAGUCCUGUUAAUGACAUUAUAAUGGAAAUAGAUGAUCAAAAUGUACUACUAACUGUUGAAGAAGAAGAUAGAUUAACUAAACAAUUUUUAAAUGGUGAAUUAACAUUCAGUGAAUAUUCCUCUAAAAUGGAUGAAAAUCCAGAACUAGAAAUCUCAGAUACGGAUGUUUCUAAAAGAGAUUCAGAAAGUGAACAAGCAGUUUCACAACAAAUUAUAAAUAAAAAAGAACAAAAGUUAUCAACAUUUUCACAAGCAGGACCAAAAAGGAAACGGAGAACCCUUCCCCCUGUUUUGCAAGGUCUUAUGGGAGAAGCAAAUUUACGUUUUGCAAGAGGAGAAACAACAUUAGCAGCACAAAUGUGUAUGGAAAUAAUUAGGCAGGUACCAAGUGCUCCAGAACCAUUUCAAACCUUAGCAAUGAUAUAUGAAAAUGAUCAGCCUGAGAAAUCAUUACAAUUUGCAUUAAUAGCAGCACAUCUCAGUCCAAAGGAUGCCGAUCAAUGGGCUAGAUUGGCUAAUUUAUCAUUAGAGAGUGGCAAUAUAAAACAAGCAAUAACAUGUUAUUCGAAAGCUAUUCAAGCUAGCCCAAAAGAAAUACAUUUGUAUGAAUCAUUAAUACAACUACAAGAGCAAAAUGGAGAUAAAAGAGCUCAUUUGAAAGCAUAUACAAAAUUGUUACAUCAUCUGGAUUCAGAAAAUGGUGAAGAAAUAUUAAAAUAUGCAAAAAUACUAGCAAAACGACACAUGCAAGAAAAUAAUAAUGAACAAGCAUUAGAUGCUAUGGAAUAUAUUUUUGUUAAGUGUCCUGAAUUGAUAACAUUAGAAGAAGUCAAUAUUAUGACAGAAUUGUUAAUUACUUUAAAACAUUUUAAUAGAUGUUUAGAUACUCUAACUAAGUACACUAGUAUCUGGGUUCAAUUUAAGGAGAUAGAUAUUUCUGAUAAAAAAGAUUCAGAACCUCCUAAUAUAUCUACAAUAGAAACCUGUGAUAUACCAGACGAUGUAGUUGUAGAUUUAAAAGCAAAAUUUCUUAUAACUCUUAUUGAACUGAAUGAAAUUAGUAUGGCAGAUAAACUUUUACCUAAAUUGUUGAAAGAAGAUCCAGAGAUAUCUGGAGAUUUAUUUUUAGAUGUAGCAGAGGCUUUUAUGGGAAAAAAAGAAUUCCAGCGAGCUCUGGACUUAUUAGAUCCAUUAGUUAAUAGCAACAACUUUAGUUUAGCAGCUGUUUGGUUAAGACACGCAGAAUGUUGGGUUGGCUGUAAAGAUCUAAAAAAAGCUAUUAAAUCUUAUGAAGUUGUUAAACAAUUAUCUCCUCAGCAUUUAGGUGCUAGACUAGCAUUAGCAAAACUUUAUAAGUUUAAAGGCCAAUACAUUAAGGCAGCAGAAGUUCUUAAACAAGAUCCAGAAUCAGAUGCACUAGAUCCUAAUGUAAUUUAUAUGAGGACACUUUUGCUCUUCAAAACUCAAAAAUAUGAUGAGUAUUUUCAAUCUGGAAUGUUAUUACUUUCAAGACAUUGUAUUAAUAUUAGGUCAAAAGCUGAGCUUGGUGCAUUAACAAGAGCAACUGGAAUACGUCAACGUCUUGAAAGUUUACAAUUGCAUCGACUAUCAUGUGGUGAAAAACUUGAAGAAGAAAAUGUACCAACAUUUGUUAACAGUGAUGAACCAAGUGAAAAGAAUGAAUUCCUUUUAUAUAUUCAAAUGUGCAAGUUAGCUUGUGAAUUGAAAAGAUAUGGAUUACUACAAAGAAUAUCUUUUAGUGCAUUGACAUCUAAAAGAUUUGAGAAGAGGAAUUCUCAUAUCAUGUUCUUAUGUUUAUUGGCUUGUAUUCACAAUAAUGAUUCUUAUUAUGGUUACAAUAUUGUGCGGGAAAUAGUAAAAGUUUGUCAACGUUCAAAUUCAUGGAAUUUACUUAAUAUAGUUAUUCAAAAAGCUGAAGAUUCUAGACACAAUAGAUUCAUAAUGCGUUUACUUGGACGAGAAGAUGCAUUUUCUCAUUUGCAUAUAAUGCAUGCAAAUAAUUGCCUUGUCUGUGGGACAUAUACUUAUGCUCUGAAUGAUUACAUAUCCCUCUUUAGAGUUACGCCAAAUGCAUUAUUGGCCUUAUUAAUUUCUGUUACUUUAUUACAAAUGUCAUGUCAAAAGCAUUCAUCAAAAAAGAAUCAAUUAAUAAUUCAAGCAAUUGCAUUCUUUAAGAAAUAUGCACAAUUACGAGGAGUGGAAGGUCAACACGAAACAUAUUAUAAUAUAGCACGUGCAUUUCAUCAAAUUGGAAUGUUGCCAACAGCUAUACACUAUUAUAAACUAGUUCUUCAUUCAGAUCCAGGAGAUUUAGUUAAACAAAAUGAAGAACUUUUAGACUUGAAAAAAGAAGCAGCUUUUAAUCUUCAUCUUAUAUAUUUACAAUCUGAAAAUCUUAAUCUUGCCAGAAUGUAUCUUGAAGAAUAUAUUACUAUUUAAAAACAUUAUAAAUAAGUUACAUGUAUAAAUAGUAUAAGAAAUUAAUAGAUAUCUUAUAUUAUAAAUGUACAUAUUUUUUGCCAAAAAAGUAUUAAUAGCUCUUAAAUAAAAAUAAAGUAUUAAGAUUGUUCAUAAUCUCUGGUAUUUUAAUGGUUUACGCCAUCAAUGAGAACAGGCGUAAUUCUUGAUUGAUUUUGAUGAACAAAGUCUUCUUUUAAAGGCAAAGAUUUAAUUUACAAUACGUAGUUUUAGAAUUAUUGAAAAAAGAUUUUUAUUUGUGUAUAAAGUAUUCUCGAAAAAUUCUCUUUUUAACACGAUUUUUUUUACAAAAAAAUAAAGCUUUUAAAUAAGAACCUUGUACUUUCACUAUUGAUUUUAACAUACACGCUUGAAUGGAUAUUUUCUAUGUCCAUGAGGCAGUGAUUCUCUGCUUGUUUGUAUGCGUAAAUAGCUGGUACUUAGAUUUUUUGAACAUUU